Benincasa hispida (wax gourd) is the source of this 1223-nucleotide messenger RNA. Its product is annotated as basic leucine zipper 34-like. Lineage: Eukaryota; Viridiplantae; Streptophyta; Magnoliopsida; Cucurbitales; Cucurbitaceae. Gene Ontology annotation, cellular component: nucleus. The record is from RefSeq and is a predicted model, not a curated record. Gene Ontology annotation, biological process: positive regulation of DNA-templated transcription. Gene Ontology annotation, molecular function: DNA binding; DNA-binding transcription factor activity.
GUGCCAUCACUGCACAAAAACAUAUCACAUUAUUCUGAUACCCAAUUUUCCAAUCUCUCCUUAAUUAAUUAAUUAAUUCUGCUUUUUCCCCUCCCCAAAUAUAGUCUUACAAACUUAUGUUUCAUUUUGCCUUUCAUUUUCUUUCUUUUACCUCUCAAAAUCAUGCCAAAUUUGCCUCCUAAAAUCCCUAACUCGACCAGUACUCCACACCACUUUCCUCAACACAACAAUGACUUCCGUUCCUUCUCCUCUAGACAGAGUCUCCACCGCCGCUCCAUUAGCGACUCAACCGCCUUCCUCGACACGCCGGUGAUGACGACUCAAAGCCUUCUAAGUUCGACUGCUCCACUAUCCAACAGUAAUAUCUCGUUUGAUGGGUUUGAUGAUGAGGAGAAAUUUAGGUCCAUGCUGAGUGAUGAAAUUCACUCUAAUAAUGAAGAUGAUCAACCCACUUCUUCAGAUCACAACAGCAUUGAGAAAUUAGAAGCGGCUACAAAUGAUGAUCCAAAGCAUUUCCUUAGAAAUGAGCCUAAACAAGAGGCUCAAAUUCGCCAAUGUGACGACAAUGCAGCUGCAAUAAACAUCUCCAAUGAUCGAGUCACCGAUCCCAAAAGAGUCAAGAGAAUAUUGGCAAAUAGACAAUCUGCACGAAGAUCAAGGGUGAGAAAACUACAAUACAUAUCAGAACUGGAACGAAGUGUCACUCAAUUACAGGCCGAAGUUUCAAUGCUAUCACCGCGAGUUGCAUUUUUAGACCAACAGCGACUGCUUCUAAACGUGGACAACAGUGCUCUGAAGCAAAGAAUCGCCACCCUCUCCCAAGAUAAGAUUUUCAAAGAUGCUCAUGAAGACGCAUUGAAGAGGGAAAUAGAGAGACUAGGCCAACUAUAUCAUCGACAGAAGAGUCAGAGAAUGGAAUGUAACGAGUCAUCUCCAAUAGUAACCAAAGAACAGCCCACAUCUUCUGGAGAUCAAAAACAUAAGCUUCUUUAUCUUUGAGGGCAAAAAAGAAUUUUUAACUUUUUUACCCUUUUUAUUUUUUAUUUCUCAUAGUAUGUUGAGUCAAAACUCAACAUGCAAACGUUCACUUGAACUAACUUUCCUGUAAUAAAUGUUUGUUCAAAGGAUUGAAUGAUUUUGACUUGAGAAUGUAUAUAUGAUUAUCUUUCUUUGAUUGAGAGAAGAAAUAAACUAAUGGGGAAUAUACCCAAAAAUAAAAUAGA